Molecule: messenger RNA, 1221 nt
Organism: Hydractinia symbiolongicarpus
Lineage: Eukaryota; Metazoa; Cnidaria; Hydrozoa; Anthoathecata; Hydractiniidae
Exons: 1
Coding region: 622-1221 (199 amino acids)
Source: RefSeq, a predicted model, not a curated record
UUCAAAUUUGACGAGAGAUGAGCGUCACGCUUUGUAUACUUUAAGAGAUGAUACUUCGAUAAUUAUCAAGAAGGCUGACAAAGACUCAGCAGUCGUAGUGUGGGACAGGUCAGACUACCUUCGGGAAGCUGACAGUGAACUUAAUGAUAAGAAGGUGUACGAAGAGGUGCAAGGAGAUGUUGUCAGUCCUCUUGUAAAUAUUAUCAAGUCACAUCUCAGUAAAGUUAAAUUAAGAGGUGAUGUUAGUAACGAAACGAUGAAAUAUUUUUGUUGAAAAUCCGAGAGUAGGAAGAUUUUAUUUGUUACCUAAAGUUCAUAAGCGCCUGCAAAAUGUUCCAGGCCGACCUGUUAUUUCUAACUGUGGUUACUUUACAGAAAACAUUUCGUCGUUUGUAGAUUAUUAUCUACAACCAAUUGCAAAAACAGGUCAAGUCAUUCAUUAAAGAUACGAAUGACUUUUUAAGAAAAUUGAGAAACCUUCCUACUCUACCGGAUGAUGUUUUACUCUGCACGGUCGAUGUUGUAGGACUUUACCCUAAUAUCCCUCAUCAGGACGGGUUGGCAGCUUUGCGUAGGGUGUUAGAUGUUAGGGAGGAUAAGAGCGUCUCCACAGAAACCUUGAUGGAUCUUGCGGAGUGCGUUCUCCAGAAUAAUGUGUUUAAACACAACAAUAGGUUUUUUAGGCAGUUUCAAGGAACGGCAAUUGGUACAAAAAUGGCCCUUUCAUAUGCCAAUAUUUUUAUGGGUGAUUUGCAGGAGCAGUUUUUGGAAUCCUCAGUGCUCAAGCCUCUUGUUUGGUGGAGAUGUAUUGAUAAUAUUUUUAUGUUGUGGCAGCAUGGAGAGGACAAAUUGAUUAAGUUCCUUGAACUUUUAAAUAGUUGCCAUCCCACCAUUAAGUUUACCCAUUCAUUUUCUAGAGAUAGUGUUAAUUUUUUAGAUGUAAAGGUUAUUCGCAAAGACAACCACCUUAUUACCGACCUAUAUGUGAAACCUACUGAUACUCAUCAGUAUCUGCAGGCUUCAUCUUGUCACGUUCCUCAUUCCAUCAGAGGUAUAGCAUAUAGUCAGGCACUUCGGCUUAAUAGGAUUUGUUCAGAGGGAGAGUUUUUCGAUAAGAGGUGUAAUGAGCUGGAAUCAUGGUUGCAGAAUAGAGGUCACAGUAGUAAGAUGGUGAGAAAGCAAGUACUUAGGGCUCGAAAAUUCAGAGAGAUGACUUGCUGA